AUGGCCCGCAAGGCGUCACUAUCACUGGUGCCAGGGGGCAUGGAUGAGAGGCUGUCGCAUGCUGCCUUCGUUGAGGAGAUCGAGCUUGCCAAUGGGCGGCUGCGCUACAAGCUCAUCACGGGCUCUGGACCCGAGACGGGCUGGGUCAGCACCCGGCUUUACGGGAAGGACCUGCUCCGGCGCUUCCUGAAAGUCCGGGAAGCAGCGGCACCCGAGAAACAGCAGUGGCGCGAG
Molecule: messenger RNA, 234 nt
Organism: Symbiodinium sp. CCMP2456
Lineage: Eukaryota; Dinophyceae; Suessiales; Symbiodiniaceae
Source: the annotation of a GenBank genome assembly